AUGGCAAACUCGAAUCGCACCUUGAAGGAGUUGACAGCACCAACUGCGGUACAACAACCACUUGCAUCACCUAUCCUGGUGAAGCUCAAAGCUUUGAAGCUCAAGUCAGGCAUCCUUCAUCACCUGCCUAAGUUCAAUGGUUUUGGAACUGAGGAUCCUAAUCUUCAUCUCCAUGAUUUUCACAUGAUCAUUACGGGGAUGAAGCCUGACAAUGUGCGAGAGGAUCAUGCUAAAAUGCGUGCCUUUCCAUUCUCUUUGGAAGGAAGGGCAAGAGAGUGGCUAUACUAUCAACCUGCAGGAUCUAUGACAACAUGGGAUCAAGUUCAACAAGCUUUCUUGGAGGAGUAUUUUCCAGCAACUAAGGCAACGAGCAUUAGAAGAGAAAUAUGUUCAAUCAAACAGAUGCAAGGAGAAUCUUUUGCAGAGUACUAUGAGAGAUUCAAGCGGUUGUUAGCUUCAUGUCCCAAUCAUCUAAUAGCUGACCAUCUUCUCAUAGUUUCGUUCUAUGAAGGUCUAUGCAAGUCUGAUCGUCUUAUGAUUGAUGCCGCAAGUGGAGGAGCUUUUGUGAACAAAACACUUGCACAAGCUCAUGAAUUGUGUAAAACCGUAGCUGCCAAUACUAAGAAUUAUGGAGGGAGAGAUGUGGUGCCACACAAAAGUGUCAAUGAGGUAAGUUCUACUUCUAAUUUGGAAACUCAGAUUGCUAACCUCACUAAUCUUAUGCAACAGGUGGUGCUACCUAAACAAGUAUGCGGAGUAUGUUGUAUGGUGGGACAUUAUUUUGAUCAAUGCCCAUCAUUGAUGGAUCAAGGUAGCUUGGAGCAUGCUAAUGCGGUUGGAGGAUUCCAAGGGCAACAAAGGCAGAAGUAUGAUCCUUUCUCCAACACCUAUAAUCAGGGAUGGAGGGAUCAUCCUAACUUUCGAUGGAGCAACAAUGAUAAUGUUUUGCAGCCCCCAGGGAACAACUUCAACCGUCCUCCACCUGGGUUUCAACAAGCAAGGCAACAAAUGCCUUACCAAUCUCCUCCCCAACAACACGCACCAAGUAAGUCUCUUGAGGAUUUAAUUGCUUCUUUGGCUAACUCUCAACAAUCUUUUCAACAGAAAACAGAUAAGUCCAUUGAAAAUCUUGAGCGUCAAGUGAGUCAACUUGCAAACAUGAUGAGCCAACAACAUCAACCCGGCAAACUACCAAGCCAAACCAUCAUAAAUCCCAAAGGAGGGUUUGAGAAUGCAAAUGCUAUUAACUUGAGGAGUGGCAAAGAGGUUCCAGUGGUCCCGAGGGUGAGCAAAAGGGCUAGGAAGGCUGAUAAUGAAAAGGAAGAGAAGAAACAAGAACCAGCUGGCGGAAAAGAUCGAUUUCCAGAAUUAGAAGAUCCCAAGGUAACUCGUGAGGUUCCGGUUUCUACUAAUUCUUCUUUUGUUCCCUUUCCCCAUAGGUUUGCUAAGUCAAAGAAGGAGGAGCUUGAGAAAAGCAUCUUAGACACAUUCCGAAAAGUACAAGUGAAUAUACCCUUGCUAGAUGCGAUCAAACAAGUUCCAAAAUAUGCCAAGUUCUUGAAAGAGCUUUGCACCAACAAGAGGAGGCUAAAGGGGAAUGAAACCGUUGCG
This is a messenger RNA of Fragaria vesca subsp. vesca, 1611 nucleotides long. RefSeq lists its product as uncharacterized. The annotation marks the transcript as partial. NCBI's taxonomy places the organism in Eukaryota, Viridiplantae, Streptophyta, Magnoliopsida, Rosales, Rosaceae. The record is from RefSeq and is a predicted model, not a curated record. The transcript has a single exon.